UAUUUUUCAGUAUGCGAUUUAGCAUCUGGAUUUCAUCAAAUAAAAAUGAACCGCGAAGAUGGUCAUAAAACAGCUUUCACUACUCCUUUUGGACAUUACGAAUUCGACCGAAUGCCGUUCGGUCUAAAAAAUGCUCCGGCUACUUUCCAGCGCCUAAUGGACUUAGUGUUAACUGGGUUACAAGGCAAGGAAUUAUUUGUUUAUAUGGACGAUAUUGUUAUCUAUGCAACGUCUUUAGAAGAACACGAAAGAAAAUACAACGCUUUAAUGGAACGUCUUCGAGAAGCUAAUUUAAAAUUACAGCCAGACAAAUGCGAAUUUUUAAAAACGGAAGUAACUUAUCUGGGACACGUAAUCAGUAAAGACGGAGUAAAACCAGAUCCGAAAAAAUUAGAAGCGGUACAACGCUUUCCAAGACCUAAAACACCUCAGAAUAUUAAACAAUUUUUAGGACUUGCAGGAUAUUAUAGACGCUUUAUACCGAAUUUUUCAAAAUUUGCCAAACCAUUAACAAAUUUAUUAAAAAACGACACCCGCUUCGAGUGGACAUCUGUGCAAGAAGAAUCUUUUGAAAUUUUAAAACAAAAACUAUGCGAAGAACCAAUACUGCAAUACCCAGAUUUUUCUAAACCAUUCAUUUUAACGACCGAUGCAUCUGGAAUAGCCGUCGGAGGAAUAUUAUCACAAGGAGAGAUAAACAAAGACCUACCGAUAGCAUACGCCUCACGAACCUUAACAGAUAAUGAAUUAAAAUACGAUACAUACGAAAAAGAAGCACUAGCUAUUGUAUAUUGCGUUAAACAUUUUCGACCAUACUUAUACGGAAGAAAAUUCACUUUAGUUACAGACCAUAAACCUUUGAUGUGGUUUAAAAAUGCACAAGACGCAAAUAUGCGAAUACUUCGUUGGAGAUUAAAAUUAGCAGAAUAUGAUUAUGAGGUUGUAUACAAAGCGGGAAAAACAAACGUAAACGCAGACACAUUAUCCAGAAAUCUUGUAAAUAUCGAAGGAAUAGAUUGUAAAAUUAUAAAAAACAAGAAACUUUUAAACCCAGAUAACCCUAAAGAUGCACGAUUAAUUGCCGAACUAUUAGAAAAAUCCGAUAGCGAAGAAGAAGAAGAAGGAGAUGACGAUUUCAAUUUAUAUCUUUCCGAUAUGGAAGAAAACGAAGAAAUAAUAGCUGAAAGCGAUUUAUUAAAUAACAAUAACGAUACUCUUCCAUUUACACAAACAGAAUUAAACGAACCAGAUUAUUUAUCAAUUACCGAAAAAGCUUUAAUACACGAUCCUCCUAAACAAAAUAAAAUUCAAACAAGAAGCCGAACUGCAAGACAAAUUGAGCAAAAUAAAAUAACCAACGAAUUGCAUAGUGACGAGGGAGAGAUCGAAGAAAUCGAAGAAAGAAAUGAUCCGCCUGAUAAAAUUUCUGACAGUGAAAAAGAAGACGAAGAAGAAAACGAACAAAAUAUUAUUAACAAAAAUUUAAAAUCAAGAAAAACGAAACCUGCAUUUAUUGAAAAUAGAAUAAUUCAUGGUAAUGUCAUAGACUCUCGAGAAUUAUUAUUUUUACGAAAAGAUAAUAUAGUAUAUUUCGUCGACACCCAGGGAAGACCUUUAGAUUCAGGCUCACAAAAACUUUUCGAACAAAAAGAGCUUCCAAACCUAGGAUCCCUUGUUCUAGGAAAGGUUAAGGCCAUAAAACAUAAAAAUCAUUAUCAUGUGGCUUUACCUGUCAGCGAAGAACAACGAGAAGGCCCUACAGCUACUCUUAAACAAAUUGUUAAAAUCUUAACAGACUUACGGAAAAUAAUCGAAGAUUUAAAAUUAGAAACAUUUAGUAUUGCAAAAACCGAGUUUAUUAAUAAUGUUCCAUGGAAUGACGUCAAAUCACAUGUGGCGGCCUACAGCAACCACAAAAUUACGGCAGCGCGAUAUUUGCGAAAUAUCAUCGUUUCUCUCGCCCACCUUCCAGCGCAAGUCGCUUUAAACGUUGGUCAGCAAUACGGCGCCAGUCGCCGCACCACCAUCCACGACGCCACGGAUAAGGGAUACCGUUCCGCUACCCACGGUAGCCGAAAUCGCCAUCCGGCGAAGGACUCGCCCGACGCCACUCCACAAGGUGGUCAAGAGGAGGAAGUCGGCGCCAAGUCGCCAGCGUCACCCGGCGCCCGGCCGCCAUCAGCGUUAAGCGCCCGAUCGCCAUCCGCCUCCGGCGCUCGUACGACAUCAUCAGGUGCCCGGUCGCCGUCUUUCACUGGGACCUGCUUCCCGACGAUUGCCGGUACCUGCUCCCCAAUCACGGUCAGUGACAGAUCACUGUCGCCCAUUGGUGCUGAUUCACCGGUGGUCUCCGGCCGCUGGCCACCAUUCAGUGGCCCCUCCAAGGGGAACGCACGCUCCGGCGCCCAGUCAACCAGCGACUCCCAUGCAGAGAGAAACCAGCAAAGCAAGGACCGGUUUCAGGCUCUAUUCGGCGCUAGCCCGCCAAAGCUGAUUGCCGGGCAUUCCGGCUCGGAAACCAAGAAGGAUCGGCCUAUCUCCUUGCCGCAACUAGAGCGAAUCUUGGCGUCCCCAGCGAAGACGUGGAAAUUACCACCGCUGAUUUCGCCCAUCAAAAUCUCGCCUAUUAAGGAAUACUCGAAGCGGAGAACUUGUGGGACGCAGACUAGUCCAAUCCCGUUUCCUGGCCUCAAGAGGACGGCCAACGCGACGACCCAGACAAAGAGACGCGGGGGCAGACAUAAGCCCAUGUGCAAUAAUAACAAUAAUCAUUAUGCGUGCAAUCGCAACUUGCGCUACUGA
Formica exsecta is the source of this 2802-nucleotide messenger RNA. RefSeq lists its product as uncharacterized. The coding region runs from base 46 to 2802 and encodes 918 amino acids. The record is from RefSeq and is a predicted model, not a curated record. Lineage: Eukaryota; Metazoa; Arthropoda; Insecta; Hymenoptera; Formicidae. The transcript has 4 exons.